AUGUCGGACCAGCGGUGGCUCGCGCCGCUAUCGGUCCGGGAGGAGCCCCUGCCAGACGGGCAGGUACCUCGCGCGGCGCCGUAUCGGGAACCCGUCGAGCUCGCCUCGUUCAGUAAGUCGCGGGAGGUCCCGAACAUCUACGACCGCUCGCGGCUCAAGCGGUACGUCCACCCGUCGGUACCCUUCGAUCUCUCCGAGGGCCACGCCACCUUCCUCGAUCGCGACCGGAACGUGCCGAGGCCCGCGUCGCUCGUCCCGAUCUUCGAAUCCCUGCGCGUCGCCGGCCUGGACGAGCGCGAACUCGCGGCGGCGGACGUCGUCACCUGGCGCGGCAACUUCGCCAAGAUCCUCGGCACCCCGUGGAACGCCAGAGACGCGUGGCACAUGGAGGCGGAGCUCGUGCACGGAGUCGCCGUGCUCAACGUCCUGGAACCGCCCGCCUCACUCGCCCGCGAGUCCCAGCGCCAGGGCCGCGACGCGCUCAUGGCGUACUGGGGGUACUCGUUCGAGGAGGCGUGCACCGGCGGGAUGUACGACGAGCCCAUCGAUUGCCUCGACGCUUUUUGCGCCGUCGUGCGCACCGGGGUUGGGAGGCACCGGCUCAUCAUGGGCGGCGAGGUGGACUGCUGGGACGGCGAAAGAACGGGGCUGGCCGGGUACGUCGAGCUGAAGACCACGCGGGUGAUGGAUAACCCGUCGCAGGUGGCGCGGUUCGAGCGGGAUAAGCUGCUGAAGUGGUGGGCGCAGUCGUUUCCCAUCGGCGUCAGGCGAAUCGUAGUGGGGUUUCGAGACGACGCCGGGUUUUGCCGGAAGCUGCAGACGCUGGAGACGCUCAAGCUGCCGGGGUACGCGGCGAGGCACCCGAGGGCGUGGGACCCGAAGACGGCGCUGCGAUUCGCCGAUAGAUUGCUGACGUGGCUACGGAAGCAUCUGGAACAGUUACCGGAAGGUACCCGGGUUCGCCUGGAGUACGAGCCAAACGGGUCGGGCGGGCGGGCGCCGAAGGAGGUCAGGCUUCGCGUCUGCGACGACGGCGAGGUCCCCGACUUCGUGCCCGCGACGGCGAGGGAGGCGCUGCUCCGCGCCGCCGCGAUGAGAGCCGCGUCGGCGGCGGCGUCGAGCGGCGGCCGGGGGAGCAGCCUCCGAAGCGGAUCAAAGUCGGACCGAGCCAACAGCGGCGGAUCCGUCGGACAAACUCGAGACAAACUCGGCGCGACGAAGGAGGGACCGGCGGAGGUGGCGAGCCGGCGCUCCGCGCUGAAACGACCGUCGCCGGCGUCGUCCAAGGAUGGGGAUGUGGGGCUCGUGUCGGGCGGGUUGACGGCGGCGGCCGGGGCGGCUCUAGAGUCGGCAAAGGCGGUCGAAUCUUCGGGAGGGGCGGCGGGCGGCGGGGCGGGUGUCGGAAACCGCGGCGGGUUCGACGCGUCUGGCGGGGCGAAUCCGUCCGCGAGCGACGCCCCGGCCGGGACGGUCGAUGACCUCAAUCACCACCGCCGGGAUGAUCAUCAUUCGCACCAUCACCAUUCGCAUCUGCAACAGGCGCCGGCGACGAGGGUCGCGGUGCACUGGGCGGGCGCGGAGCCCCCGGCGCAGCACUACAACCACAGGCGGCGUCGCAGGCAGGAGCGCAGCCAGACCCCUGUUCCCGGCGCCAGGUCUCUGCAGCACCUCUACCGGUUCUAUCAGCCGAUCGUCGCGGGCCCGGGGUUUGGGGAUCCGCUGAAGAUGGCGGCGGACAAGCAGGCGUACGCUCGAUCGUUGGGCCCAUCCGCGAUGUCGUACCUGAUGGGUUUCGUCCCCGGUGAUCAGGGUUGGAUCGGAGGCGGCGGCGACGACGACGACGACGGCGACAAGGACGACGACGACGACAAGGCCGACGGUAUCGACAGCGGUAUCAACGCCGAUAAGAAGGGGGGUGGCAUCAACGGGUCUUCCACGAAGGAUCGCGGGUACGGGUUGGACCCCAAGGCGUUCGCGUUUGACCCGAUGAACCCCGCCGCCUCCGCCAAAGCCGCCGCCGCCAUGACCGUCGCCGGCAGCGAGGGCGACGGCCAGCAGAGCUCCUUCGUCGCGGCCGGAUCGGGGGAAGAGAUGGGCGAGGACGACGGGCAGGAAGGGGGCGGGGGCAGCGGCGGCGCGGGCAGCGUCGGCGGUCGGUCCACCGACUCUAGGAGCGACGCGUCGAGGCGAAGGUCCGGCGGCGGGGGUUUCGGCGGAGGGGCGGGCGGCGGCGGCGAGCAGCGCGAGGUGGGGAGCACGCCGCAGACGGCGACGUCAGCCAACGACGGUAGGGGCGUCGGCGUCGGCGGCGUCGAAGGCGCGGCGGAUGAGGAGGAGGGCGGCGGGAGCGGGACCAAGAAACCUCGGUCCGGUUGA
Molecule: messenger RNA, 2376 nt
Organism: Micromonas commoda
Lineage: Eukaryota; Viridiplantae; Chlorophyta; Mamiellophyceae; Mamiellales; Mamiellaceae
Exons: 2
Coding region: 1-2376 (791 amino acids)
Biological process (GO): nuclear-transcribed mRNA catabolic process; NAD-cap decapping
Cellular component (GO): cytosol; nucleus
Molecular function (GO): mRNA 5'-diphosphatase activity
Source: RefSeq, a predicted model, not a curated record